UUUACCUCCCUGGAGGUAUUCCCGAGUGUAGCUCGGGGUAAAGUUUCAGUACCAAAAGCUCUACACUCAGGGUUACCAUGCGGCGCUGCUCCGGGAUCUGUUCUUCACUUACCUUGUCCUGCUCUCCCGCGAUGUCCCUCCUGCAGUGUCCCCGGCAAUGUCCUCCGGCGGAUGCCGGCAUCUGUCCUCUGAGUUCUGUCCCCUGCGAGCGUCGAGGGGUACGGGGGACGGAACUGGCGGGAAAUUUGAAAAUGACUAAAAGU
Molecule: messenger RNA, 263 nt
Organism: Staurois parvus
Lineage: Eukaryota; Metazoa; Chordata; Amphibia; Anura; Ranidae
Source: the annotation of a GenBank genome assembly